Molecule: messenger RNA, 930 nt
Organism: Fibroporia radiculosa
Lineage: Eukaryota; Fungi; Basidiomycota; Agaricomycetes; Polyporales; Fibroporiaceae
Exons: 4
Coding region: 1-930 (309 amino acids)
Biological process (GO): TOR signaling
Cellular component (GO): cytosol
Source: RefSeq, a predicted model, not a curated record
AUGGCUUCUGCAGCUGUUUCUCCCCCCCACCACACGCUCAAAGAGUCUCCAAAUUCGCGCACCAUCGAGAUCGGUGAAUGGAUCAUUACGGCACAAACCAAUCCCAUCUCGAAUGCCGGCGAACUAGACGCGCUUCAGGCUAAGAUGGGUGGGAUACCUCUGCCGGAGAUGACUUUUGGAAAUAAUUCAUUGGAGUUGGAACAUAAGUCUACCGGAUGGAAGUAUGCCUUUACGACAGAGCAGGCUCUAAAGGCGGUGAAGAAUGGCGACCUGGAAGAUGGCGAUGGAGGAGUCAAGGUUGGGUAUGCAGAGGCAUGGUUGAAAAGCCGAACAGGGCCCUCGGCUGAGCUGCCAAUGCCAAAGACUGUUCCUACAAAACCAUAUGAUUGGACGUACACAACUAUGUACUCGGGACAUAAUUUUCCGUCAUCUCCGAACUCGCUUUCAUGGCGUGUUGCCGACUCUGAUAAUCCCGUUCAUACAAUCCCACUGGCCGAGCUGACUCGCCAAGAUCCUAUAUUAUUUUAUGCAGAAAUCCCUCUUUACGAAGAUGAGCUGCACGACAAUGGAUCUUCUAAUCUUUUGGUUAGAAUUCGCGUCAUGCCUACCUGUUUGUUCAUUCUGUCUCGAUUCGUUCUCCGGGUGGACCAUGUCCUCUUUCGCGCGUAUGACACGAGGAUAUACCAUUCCUUUGCAUCAUCACCUCCUCUUGUUGUGCGUGAGACAAGCGGGUGGGAGGCGCCGUAUGAAUGGGUCAGGCGGAGAGUCCCUAAAAGAGAUGAUCUGACUCCGUUGACGGAUGUGACUUGGAUCACGAAGAUUCUAACUGAGAUGCCCGCUGAGGUGUCUCAGAAAACGGGAGCUGGCACUAAAUGGAGAGGUUUGGGCACGAGAGUGGAAAUUUCCGUCUUAAAAAUUCCGUCCUCCUGA